Plectropomus leopardus (leopard coralgrouper) is the source of this 996-nucleotide messenger RNA. Lineage: Eukaryota; Metazoa; Chordata; Actinopteri; Perciformes; Serranidae. The record is from RefSeq and is a predicted model, not a curated record.
AUCUGUGCUCUUUGCCAAUUAUGCUGGAGCUGAUUCAGCUAUGGCUGAACAUGUUGAAGGCAAAAAAGAGAAGAAGAAGAAGGGUUCAUCAUUUCAGACAGUGUCUGCUCUUCAUAGGGAGAACCUGAACAAGCUGAUGACCAACUUGAGGUCUACUCACCCUCACUUUGUGCGCUGCAUCAUCCCCAAUGAGACCAAGACUCCUGGGGCCAUGGAGAACCCUCUGGUGAUGCACCAGCUGCGCUGUAACGGUGUGCUGGAAGGCAUCAGGAUCUGCAGAAAGGGCUUCCCCAACAGGAUUCUCUAUGGAGAUUUCAAACAAAGAUAUCGCAUCCUAAAUCCUGCUGCCAUCCCUGAAGGUCAGUUCAUUGACAGCCGGAAGGGAGCUGAGAAACUUCUCGGGUCUCUGGAUAUUGAUCACAAUCAGUACAAGUUUGGACACACUAAGGUGUUCUUCAAGGCUGGUUUGCUGGGUCUGCUUGAGGAGAUGAGAGACGAGCGUCUCUCCAAAAUCAUCACUGCUAUUCAAGCCAGGUCCCGUGGUCUUCUGUCUCGUAUUGAGUAUCAGAAGAUGGUGGAACGCAGAGAGGCAUUAUUGGUGAUCCAAUGGAAUGUCCGUUCAUUCAUGGGGGUCAAGAAUUGGCCCUGGAUGAAGCUGUACUUUAAGAUCAAACCUCUGUUGAGAUCUGCUGAGGCAGAAAAGGAGAUGGCCAACAUGAAGGAAGAAUUCCUGAAGCUGAAAGAGGCUUAUGCCAAAUCAGAAGCUCGGAGGAAGGAACUAGAGGAGAAAAUGGUUUCUCUUCUUCAAGAGAAGAAUGACCUGCAGCUCCAAGUUCAAGCGGAGCAAGAUAACCUCUGUGAUGCUGAGGAAAGAUGUGAGGGGCUGAUCAAAAACAAAAUUCAACUGGAGGCAAAAGCCAAAGAGCUGACAGAAAGACUGGAGGAUGAGGAGGAGAUGAAUGCUGAACUGACUGCUAAGAAGAGGAAGCUGGAGGA